Drosophila guanche is the source of this 1281-nucleotide messenger RNA. It is a transcript of the gene porin, whose product is annotated as voltage-dependent anion-selective channel. Bases 63 to 911 code for a protein of 282 amino acids. Gene Ontology annotation, cellular component: mitochondrial outer membrane. NCBI's taxonomy places the organism in Eukaryota, Metazoa, Arthropoda, Insecta, Diptera, Drosophilidae. Gene Ontology annotation, biological process: monoatomic anion transmembrane transport. The transcript has 4 exons. The record is from RefSeq and is a predicted model, not a curated record. Gene Ontology annotation, molecular function: voltage-gated monoatomic anion channel activity.
GUCGUCUCUGUGUUUCUGUUCCUCUGCGUUUCGCACUUAAAUUAAAUUAAAACUUAUUAAAAAUGGCUCCUCCAUCAUACAGCGAUUUGGGCAAGCAGGCUCGCGAUAUCUUCAGCAAAGGCUACAACUUUGGCCUGUGGAAAUUAGACCUGAAGACCAAGACCCCUUCGGGCAUUGAAUUCAACACAGCUGGUCACUCUAAUCAGGAGUCGGGCAAGGUCUUUGGUUCCCUGGAGACCAAGUACAAGGUGAAGGACUAUGGCCUCACUCUCACCGAGAAGUGGAACACAGACAACACCCUGUACACCGAGGUGGCUGUACAGGACCAGCUGCUCGAGGGUCUGAAGCUCUCGCUGGAGGGAAACUUUGCUCCCCAGUCUGGAAACAAGAGCGGCAAGUUCAAGGUUGCCUUUGGCCAUGAAUACGUGAAGGCCGAUUCGGAUGUCAACAUUGAUCUGAAGGGUCCCUUGAUCAAUGCCUCUGCUGUGCUGGGCUACAAUGGUUGGUUGGCCGGCUACCAGGCCGCAUUUGAUACGCAACAGACCAAGUUGACCACCAACAACUUUGCCCUUGGUUACACAACCAAGGACUUUGUCUUGCACACAGCCGUUAACGAUGGUCAGGAGUUCAGCGGCUCCAUCUUCCAACGCACUUCGGACAAGCUGGAUGUUGGUGUGCAAUUGUCGUGGGCCAGUGGCAGCAGCAACACCAAGUUCGCCAUCGGCGCCAAAUAUCAAUUAGGCGAUGAUGCCAGCGUUCGCGCCAAGGUGAACAAUGCCAGCCAGGUGGGUCUCGGCUAUCAGCAGAAGUUGCGCGAUGGCGUCACCUUGACCCUGUCCACAUUGGUCGAUGGCAAGAACUUCAAUGACGGUGGCCACAAAAUCGGCGUUGGCUUGGAAUUGGAGGCUUAAGUCGAACAAUUUUUCCCCCAUUGAGGAAAAUAGUUAUCUAAAAUCCCCACACUCCCAACAACAACAACAGAAACAGAAAAGUGCAGAAUCAACAACAAGCAGAACAAGCAAAAUAAAAACCAAUAUUCUACAACAAAAACACAUUACAUAAAAGAUAAAGGAAUCUUCACACAUUUAGCAAUUACUUCGGGUCAGCUGUCAGAACUGUCCAGCACCUGCGCAACCGCCUCCGUGCUCCACCAGAAUCUGCAGAAGCGACACUGCCAGCCAACGAAAUGAGCAAUGGGUUGGAUGUAGUUUUGUGUAGUUUGUACCAGAGAACUAGCUUAUGUGUUGUUGGUAAACAAAUACAUUUACCUAUUAAACAAAA